UGAGAGGGCUGAAGUUGGUGGUCGCUACGUCCUCACACAGAGCUGUGUGUCAGUCAGAGUUGUGGCGUGGAGAUUCAGCGAAGAAACCGAGAACUUUAAGUUCCUUUUUAGUGACGAAGAAGUUUUAGCCGUACAGACAUAAUGUCCCGGAGGUGACUGCAGUGAUAGCUUACGGUAUGGAAAACUUUACAUUGUAACUUUGCGCUGGGCUGUCGGACACUGCUGUGUUCCUGAAUGACAACACUGACUACCGCUGCUGCUCCGUGUAUUAUUUCUAGUAUGCCACGCAGGCAGCUAACUUCUCCAAAGAAAAGAAAACUUUGCCCACUACUCAGUCGUGGCCCGCACAGUAUGAUACUUUGACAUUUUCUACAGUUUCACGUGGAUGUCCUUAUAUUUUAAACCCGAGGAUGAUGAAGGUACUUCGGAGGUACAUGAGAGGGAGUGGGAGGGUACUCGCAUUUGUGUUCAUUGCCUCUGUCAUUUGGCUGCUGCUCGACAUGGCUGCACUCCGCUUAUCAAUAAACGAUGCCAACAGUCAGUUGCUGAAGGAGAAAGUGAUAAGAGAAAGGGAGACUUUUAAACAGCAGUCCAGGGUGACACAGGCGGUGAGAAGGGGGUUUAAACACCCGGUUCAGAGGGUGGACUUUGCUGUCACACAUGCUGGGAAAGGACCUAUUAAUCAAAGGAACAAGGUGGCAGAAGUAUACAGAAAGGGGGGCAUGAAACAGGAUCAAAUUCUGGGAGGUAAAAAGGUGAACCAAGAAGAUAAUCCUCUAAAGAUUGAUCGCCCCAAAUCUGCUAGUAAUGGACAUGAAGAAGGAGCUGCUGUACAAAGUGUCACACCAAAGCAGGAUGUUCCUUCAAAUAAAAAAGCAGUGAACUUGGAUCUGAAUGAGAUGAAAUUAGAGAAGAGUAGAGCAGCAUAUGACUUGGUUAAAGUGACAUUACCUGUAGUAGUGCCUAAUGUAACCCAAGUGCCUCCCAGAGUUAAGGAAAACAAACAUAGUCUGCUACCAACCUCAAAGAAGGGACCCAUUAAACCUGGGAAUGUUGUUCAAAAUGCCCUGGACAAAAUUGAAUCAAAGACAAAUGAAAAGGUCAAGGAUGAGACUAAGAUGAAGACUGGAACAAAAGUGAGUCAGCUUAAGGCUGAGGAGGCACACCCUGUUCACACAACCUCUAAACCUCAAUACAAGGACGUAAAUAAUAAAGCAGAGGAGAAACACAUUAGUAAAGACACCAAGACUGAUGUGAAGGCAGCAACAGUGAAACCUGCAAUCAAAGUCCAAGCAGGGGAGGACUCCAAAAAUAACUCUGCCGUUGUCAGAAAAACAGGGCUCCACAAAGUGCUUUCUCUGGAUGUGACCAGCGCUCCAAGAGAUCCCAACGCAGUGGGCCAGUUUGGUCAGGCAGCACUUGCUGGCAAGAAUGAAAAUGCAGAGGUGAAGAAGAGAUGGGAUGAGGGGCAUUUUAAUGUCUUCCUGAGCGAUAAGAUCCCAGUGGACCGUGCCAUCCCAGACACCAGGCCUGAGAUGUGUGCACAGAAUCUGGUCCAUGAUAACUUGCCUUCCACCAGUGUGAUUUUCUGUUUCGUGGAUGAAGUGUGGUCCACGCUCCUUCGCUCUGUGCACAGCGUGCUCAAUAGAUCUCCACCACACCUCCUCGAAGAGAUCAUUCUCGUGGAUGAUUUCAGCACCAGAGACUAUCUGGGGGAGCAGCUAGAUAAAUACAUGUCCCAGUUUCCCAAAGUGAAAAUCAUCCGUCUGAAGGAGCGGCAGGGCCUGAUCAGGGCCAGGCUGGCUGGAGCUGCUGUAGCUAAAGGUGAGGUACUUACCUUCCUUGACUCCCACAUUGAAUGCAACGUGGGCUGGCUGGAGCCGCUUCUGGAGAGAGUCUAUCUUGAUCGCAAGAAGGUGCCCUGUCCAGUUAUUGAAGUCAUCAGUGAUAAAGACAUGAGUUAUAUGCUGGUUGACAACUUCCAAAGAGGUAUUUUCAAAUGGCCUUUGGUGUUUGGCUGGAGCGCAUUAUCAGAGGAGUACAUUAAGAAGAAUAACAUGACCAUCUCAGAUCCCAUCAGAUGUCCAGUUAUGGCUGGAGGCCUUUUCUCGAUUGACAAAAAAUACUUCUAUGAGCUUGGUGGCUAUGAUUCUGGCCUGGAUGUGUGGGGCGGGGAGAACAUGGAGAUUUCUUUUAAGAUCUGGAUGUGUGGAGGGGAAAUUGAGAUUAUUCCCUGUUCUCGAGUGGGACACAUCUUCCGGGGACAGAAUCCUUACAAGUUCCCCAAAGACAGGCAGAAGACAGUGGAGCGUAACCUGGCGAGGGUGGCAGAGGUCUGGCUGGACGAGUACAAGGACAUUUUCUACGGCCACGGCUACCACCACCUGCUGGAUAAGAAGAACAUUGACAUUGGCAACCUCACCGUGCAGAAUGAGCUGAGGAAGAGGCUCAAUUGCAAGAGCUUCAAGUGGUACCUGGAAAAUGUGUAUCCGGAGAUGGAUGCUCCUUUAGUCAAAGCUGAAGGCCUGGUCUUUAAUCGUGGCUUAAGGAAAUGCCUCACUCUGCAGAACGUCUCCCUGUCGUUUGAGACGUGUGAUCUCAGCAAGCAGAGUCAGCAUUUUAAUUACACCUGGAUGAGGCACGUUCGCCAGCAAGAUCUAUGUGUCGCACCCCACGGCAAGGGCAACGGUUUCGCUUUACAACUAUGUGACAACACCAAGCCUGAGCAUCGCUGGUUCCACAAAUCCUCCAACUCGGCUCUGGCGGAGCACCUCAUAGCAGAGUAUGUUUCCCAUCACAUGUGCCUGGAGGCGGGGCCCCAGGGUGACACUCUCCACCUCAAUCCAUGUGAAACCAGAAAUGCCUUCCAAAAAUGGCAGUUCACACACUACCAUGCUCAAGGGUGAGAUUGAAAAGUGUCAAACAUGCACUAUACAGACCUUCAGUGGCCUCAAACUACGAUCCAGUCUGUGGUCCAAACUCAACUCAUGACUGUCCAGAGGAGGUGGGAGGGGCUUUGGUGGCAGUGAUAUGUGGUGUAUUCAGAGGGUGUGGGGAUGUGCAAUGUUUCUAAUUUCCUUUGUAUCAUAUCAGCAUGGACUGACCUUGACUUUUAAGUGCCGGAGGAAAGAGAGCAUCUCUGUUUGAUUUGGACCAGAGUUUGCUAAAAGGAUUCAGGUGAACGUCUAUGGAAAAAUACGCCAUACUGAGCACAACAUAUCAUCUCACUGCCAAAGAUAAACAGUGCCUCUUAGAUAUGAAAUGUAAAAAAAAAAAUAUUUUUUUGUGUUAGCUCUGCUGGGACUGAAACAUGAGUUUAAUUGCAUGUAAUGUAGAAUGUAUACAUUUGUUUUCAACAUAUCACAUAUUUUCGGUGAGACAUCUUUUCUAGAUGUCACAUUCAUUUUUUGUUUUGAGAGGCACAUGGGUGAAACAGCUGCUUCUGUGGUUUCAAUUGCUGCAUUAUUUAGGUGUAGGUAUUGUGAAAACUGUCCCUUUUGUAUGAAUUUUUUAUCUUGUCACUAGAGGGAAGUGUUGGUUCAAAUCACGAUAAAUCGGUGCUGUGAUUUCAUUAUUUCGUGGCCUGUUUUCAAACCCUUCAUGGAAAUGCAUUUUCUUAAGAAAGUGAAAAUAAAAUGAUGGCGAUGAAGAUUCAA
Messenger RNA from Plectropomus leopardus (leopard coralgrouper), 3656 nucleotides. RefSeq names its product polypeptide N-acetylgalactosaminyltransferase 5 (gene galnt5). Gene Ontology annotation, molecular function: polypeptide N-acetylgalactosaminyltransferase activity. The record is from RefSeq and is a predicted model, not a curated record. NCBI's taxonomy places the organism in Eukaryota, Metazoa, Chordata, Actinopteri, Perciformes, Serranidae. Gene Ontology annotation, biological process: protein O-linked glycosylation. Gene Ontology annotation, cellular component: Golgi apparatus.